Messenger RNA from Phycomyces blakesleeanus NRRL 1555(-), 498 nucleotides. RefSeq lists its product as hypothetical. NCBI's taxonomy places the organism in Eukaryota, Fungi, Mucoromycota, Mucoromycetes, Mucorales, Phycomycetaceae. Gene Ontology annotation, biological process: copper ion transmembrane transport; intracellular copper ion homeostasis. The coding region runs from base 1 to 498 and encodes 165 amino acids. Gene Ontology annotation, molecular function: copper ion transmembrane transporter activity. The transcript is spliced from 4 exons. Gene Ontology annotation, cellular component: plasma membrane. The record is from RefSeq and is a predicted model, not a curated record.
AUGGCUUCAAUGUCAGGAAAGUUGUGGUUUCACAGUGAGGUUCAAAAUGUUCAUCUAUUGUUCGAGUCCUUUACACUUGACAGCCCCUUACACCUCGGUCUAGGAUAUUUAUUGGUUGUGGCGAUUUGUUGGGCCGAGCGUGCAAUAACAUACUGGCUGGAUGGUGCGACCUACAAAGGAAAGAAGCUUUGGCCACAGAUCUUACUAAAGACAACCCUGUAUGGCAUUGUAAUGACCCUGAGGCUGUUGUACAUGCUCAUCUGUAUGUAUUUCAAUACAGGCCUGUUUAUCACAAUUAUAUUUGCAUUAACCAGUGGGCAAUUGGUAUUUGAAUUCAAAAAAUCAUCAAAAGUUAAUCUUUCCGGUGGUGCUGGGUACAAAGACCGAAGGAACGACUAUGGCUAUGCUACACGACCAGAGGAAGAAACUCAACACCUGUUUGUCCCUCAGGAUGAAUAUGAACUUGCUCAUGAUAUGCAACAAACCCGUGUAGCCUAA